UACGCAGUGUUCGUGCUAAAAUGACAUUAAAGGCAGUUCCGGUGCCCGUGCAAACACCAGCCGUUGUCAAUCUGAAUUGGAAUCCAGUGGAUCAGUCUGCCAACGAUGCAUUCCUAGCCCAAUGCAAGAGAUUGAAGCUGAUAGAGCUUUCACUCGGAUUCCUGGCGCAAUUUUUGAUCCACCGUCGGCCGCCCCACGAAGCCGGCGUCGAGUACACAUUUCUCUUCGUCACGUUCAACGCAUCGCUGUUGACUUUGGCCAACCUGCUGGACGGUUGCAUCAAUGGAGAGUUUCGCAAACUGCUGCAGCUGGAUGACUGCUGGGACGAGGUGGAACUAUACUACAGUGGCAUUGUUGCGUUGAUCUUCUACAGCGGAUCCUUCUGGAUGGUGGCCACCUUUAUUGGGUAUCUUGACCUGAGCGGAUUGGCCAAUACGCUGUCCGGGUUGGUUGGGAUGGUCGCCUGUCUUGUCUAUGGCUACCAAUGGUGGUUGCUGUACCGGAGGAGAAUGCUGGAGAGGGACCUGCGGACGCAGAAUUCCGGACACCGUUAAUGAAUCUCGGGAAUUUCUUUCCUAGUAAACACCAACAAGCAGGCACUUUUUCUAUGUUUCAUAAUAUAUCAAGAAAUUAAUUUAUUGGCUUUACACACUAGUUAUUGGUUUUCUUUCUAUUCGCCGUAACAUGAGUGUUAUCGAUUCCUACCGGUGCUACAUCAGGCACAUGCAGAUGUGCUACAAUUCCUUCGAAAGCCCUAGCCUUACAUCGUAUGAAUUUCCUUACCGUGAAAGCCCACCGCGAAGAUGGAAAAAACAAUUUGUUGAGUCCUAUUAAUGUUUAGUUUAAUUAUCUUUUUUUUUAUUUGCUAUUUCAUUACAACUGUACAGCUUCUUCGUAGUCGUCCUUUAUAAGGCAAAUUUCCUUCCGCAAGUAGCAAUUGUUCAAUUGUAUUGGUGUUUUAAAUUUGAGCAAAAUAACAAGGAAACGCGCACUUUCGGGAAAUUGGCGUGUGGCAAAAAAUUUAAAAAAAUAAUAUUUAUAGGGUAAAACAAAACAAUAGUAGACAGUGUGUGGAUGAGACAGUCUAUUUUAACAUUGUUUAACCGGUUCGAACAAAUAUAUAUGAUUAUUUAUAUAAUAGGUAUUUUUAAAGGUUAUACUAGUGUACAGUUCGAUUUUCUUCGGCCUAGUAAGUAUUUAGUAAUUACAAUUUUUAGCAUGGAAAUUUUCCUCUCUUAUAUAGUAAGGGCAUAUUCUGUAUGAUAACAAUUACAAAUAUCACAAAGCAGGAGAAAUUGUUUACUUAUAGGUUUUUUUUACGAUAGAGUUAUGGUAGUAGUAGUAGUGGUAGUAGUAGUAUUAUUGAUUAAGCCUUACAUUGUUUAAAUAACACUUCGGUUGUAUUCCCGUUCCCUUCU
This is a messenger RNA of Ochlerotatus camptorhynchus, 1418 nucleotides long. RefSeq lists its product as uncharacterized. NCBI's taxonomy places the organism in Eukaryota, Metazoa, Arthropoda, Insecta, Diptera, Culicidae. The transcript has 2 exons. Bases 21 to 554 code for a protein of 177 amino acids. The record is from RefSeq and is a predicted model, not a curated record.